This is a messenger RNA of Pocillopora meandrina, 2013 nucleotides long. Lineage: Eukaryota; Metazoa; Cnidaria; Anthozoa; Scleractinia; Pocilloporidae. The record is from the annotation of a GenBank genome assembly.
CUCACUUAUUCUGAGAUUUAAAAUUAUGUAUAGAAACUCCCCGAAAAACUGUCUCUUGAGAGAUGACGCGCAUAAAAUGUAUAACAUACGCAUGCACUCAUUCCAUUGUCACGCAAUCAUAACCUCUUGCCUGAGACAUGUUACUUCAUGUCACAACGCACACAUUCGGUUAUCAUCAUGGCGUUGAGUCGUUCGUUGUUCGAGGUUGUCCAACCUUAUACAGACUGUAUAGCUAAAUCAGAAAUGCCAGUGAAGACAACUGUCAUCACGGGGCUUCUGUAUGGCUUCAAAGCAUUUCUUCAACAAAUUGUCUUCAAUUGUCCUCGGGAUUACCACGUCCUCUAUGGUUGCCUUUUCAUAUGUGGUCCCGCUGUCGUUUUGUUUUGCCUCUCCAUGUUAAUAUCUGAGUCCUUCUGGACCCUUGUCACUGGCUGCUUCCGUCUCCAAUCGCGUAAGCGAAGACUGGUGUGGUGGAAAUCAAGUAAAAGUGUGUAUUUGUCGCUUCUCCCGCCGUGUAUAUGGUUCGUCUUCGCUUUCAUGGAAGGCGAUUUCUAUGUCUGUUCAACUCUCGGACCCAUUAAACCCGCUCUUGACCACGCCACUGAUGAAAGCUCAAGAGAAAAGAUUCAAGAGAAGUUUGCCCAAGCGAAGAGCUUAUCGGCGAUUAUAUCUUGGUGCAUUCUGAUAACGCUGGUAGUGACAGUGACAGUUUGUGUCACGCUUAGCAGAAUUCUUGCGCAAGUCGACCCAAAACUUCAAGGCGAAAUUGAAUUUGACGAGAUUGAAGCACAAGAGGCGGUGAACUUAUGGAAUGGUCGGUUACAAACCCUCGCCAAGGCUCAGGCUUUUGAAGUUAUCGAGGAAGUCUCAAACACUUUCAUUCACGACGAAGAACAUUCUGAUGUCUCGGAACAAGUUCGUCGAGGAGCAGAAUAUCUGAAAAGACUGUACCCCAGAUAUGGAGGAGUGGUUAAGGGACAUUUCCGUAACGACAGUUGGAGACCGAGGGAUGAGCGACUUAGAGAACUUCUUGAUCGAUCGCAAUCCACCGAAAUGUUAAUAAAUGCCGAUAAGAAGUAUAGAAGGGGCUAUGGUGUACGUUACACGACCAGCAUAUGAGCAUGAUUGAGUCACGCAAUCCUUUGAUCACGCGAAUAUCCAAUCUACAAAUGGCGGCUUAAAGUCCUGGGACACUUAACGCGAUAUAACAAAAGUCGAAUCUUUCCCUACCCUCUUCCCCUAAAAAUGUUGAAUUCUAGGCACUUUGUAAACUUUAUCAAGAUGUGAUAACUGUUUGCUUUACCAACAUUGUUGGGAGGGGUAAGGGGAGGGUAGGAUCUGUGAAAAAGCAUGAAUUGGCCAAAGAUGGUGUUUGUAAUAUUUUGGGAUUGAGGAUAUAUUUUCAAUAACUUUCCCAAGGAGUUUAUACUUGCAUUGUAGCUUCCUAGCUCACUCAAUAGAAGUGACCAUUUGGGAAGCUCAAGUUGAGACCUUAUCAAAGCUUGAAUUUUUCCAGGCUUAUUGUUCUACAGUUUCCACAACUUCAGUACACCUGUGAGGAUAAUUUUGACAUUUUUUAUCACCCAAAGGUGAAACUAAGUUGAACAAUUACUUUGCUUAUUUUUGUGUGAUGAAAGAAUUUAAAAUACAAACAAUUUGGCUAAUAAGAAAAAAUUUGAUCAGAAUUUUAAUAUGGUUAUUGGUUGUCAAAUGCUCUAAUUCUUGUGCCUCAGUCCCUAUUUUCCAGUUUUAUUAACAAUUUUUUGAGAUUGUGGGGCAUCAUUUGGGGAAUGUAGGUUUUCUAAAAAGCUUAGUAACUCUUCCACUCCCCAGAAUUCUUAAGAUGUUAGUUUUGAGAAUUUGGUAUUGGAUCACCUAACACUCCCCCAAUUGAUAUUAUUUUUUUAUUCUCAUCACUGCUUCCCCCUUUCUCCUGCAUGCUGAAUACAAGAAAAAGAGGUCCUGGCUAGCAGGGGAUUUGUCUGCUUGAUACUGGAUUGAUAUUGUGGGGAG